AUGUUAUCAAGUAAAGAUCAUUAUAAGACCAAUGGUGAUGAUGAUGAUGAUGAUGAUGAUGAUGAUGACUAUCUUUCGUUCGAACGUGUUAGUAUAAGGUGUAAAGAUGAUAUCCCACCUGACUAUUCUCAACUUGAUUCAUAUCCUUCAAAUGGCAUCAUUAAUCAAAAAUCCAGUCAUGAUGAUCAAACAGAAAAUGGUUCAUACAAUAUUUCAUCAACUGUGGCAAUCCGUUCAAAUGUAUCAAACUUACAAAAAAAAAAAAUUGAUAUACCAAUAUUACAAGCAGGACGUGGUACUGUACAUUGGUUUAAAUCUAUUGAAUUCAAUUUUUUGUUAUUCUUUUUUUUAGCUGGUGAACAAACAGUAGUUUACACAAAUCAUUUUUCAAUUAAAUUUGGUAAACCAGCAAAUGAAGUAAUUAUCUAUCAAUAUGAUAUUAACGUGAAAAUUUUAAUGAGUGACGGUUCAUGGCGUACAUGUAUAAAAGAUGAACGUUUAGAAGCUCUUCAAAAACUCAUUAAAGAAGAACAUUUUCCAUUGGUUUGGUAUGAUGAUGAAAAAAAUUUAUAUGCUGCCAAAAGUUUAAUAUCAACAUUCACCAAAGAUUAUGAAUUUGAAAUUGAUCAUAAUGCAAUUGACAAAAAUAAUAAAUUUCGAUGUUCAAUUAGUCUGGUCAAAACAUAUGAAUUAAAAAAUAUUUUUAAUGUUAUUCAAGAACGAAAAUCAACGCAACUAGAUGAUCAAGUUAAAAUAUUUGAUGUAUUAUUUAAACACAUACAAAGAUCUAACAUGAUUACCAUUGAAAAUGAAUUAUAUCCAAAAUGUCAACUCUUGAAUGACCUAGGUGAUGGACGAGGAAUAGGAUCAGGAUUUUAUCAAGCAAUUGUUUUUGGUGAACGUGGUCCAACAUUGAAUAUUAAUAAUAUAUAUCGCUGUUUUUAUCAAAGUUACAAUUUAAUUAAAUUUAUCUCUUGUUAUUUAAAUUAUGAUAUUCAACUAUAUGGUAUUUUACCAGAAGAUCAUACAUUAUUAAUUGAAAAUAUUCUGAAGUUUCUUUGGUUUGUAAUAAAAUCUUCAAAUAAAAUUUGUCAAUAUCGUUUAAAAUCAUUUGGUUGUUCAGCAAGUGAACAUAAAUAUGCUAUAGAUGGAACUAAACAAAUAACAGCUGUUGAUUAUUUUCAUGAUAAAUUGCAAAUACAUUUACGUCAUCCACAUUUACCUGUUGUUGAAAUAUAUAAUCCAAAUGAUGAAAAUCAAUCAUAUAUUUUACCAAUGGAAUUAGUUAAUGUUGAUGAAGGACAAACAAUUUUGCAAUCACUCACAGCUGAACAAUAUGCUAAAAUAAAAAAAAAAACUGUUGUUAGUCCUGGAGAACGUUAUAAAAUGAUUCGACGUAUUGUUAAUGAACGUCGAUUUAAUCAAGAUCUAUAUCUGAAACAGUUUGGUAUUACUGUUAAUACUGAUGAAAUGGUAAUGUUACCAGCUCGAAUCUUAUCACGAGCAGAAAUUAAAUAUAAAUCAUUAAAUGAUGGUUCAUAUGGUGAUGUUAUUGAAAGUAUACAAAUUGGUAAAUGGUGUUUAAAUAAUCGUUUUAAUAAAACAUAUGAAAUACGUACAUGGGCUGUUGUUUUUGUUAGUUCACAUAAACCAGAUUCUCAACAAAUUGAUUUAACAAGAAAAUUUGCUCAAAGAAUUUCCGAGGCAAUGUCAAAAUAUGAUAUUCGAUUUAAUUCAUCACCGAUUGAAAAGUCUAUUGCAGCUGUACCGAAAACAAUUAUACUUCAUAUGAAAGAACUCCGAAAGCAAAAAUGUAAAGUUAUCUUUUAUAUUCUAUAUAAAACUGGUGAUUGCAUUUAUCAUCUGAUGAAAGCUUUGGAAUAUUGGAAAAAUAAUGGUCUAGUAAUUCGAACUAUAGAUUUUAAACACCUUGAAUCAAAAAGUACUUCUACAAUAGAUAAAUAUUUCGCAAAUUUGGUUGACAUUUUAAAUACCACAGCUGAUGGUAUCAAUCAACUCGUAUCAUCAAUAUGGUCAUUAACAUCACCAUCAGCUCAACAUGAUAUAUUUAUGUUUUUUGGUAUUGCUUGUACUCAUAUAACAUAUUCAUAUGAACAACCACCAAUCACUACUAUUAUUGGAUCAAAAGAUUCAACAGGUAGAAUAUAUACUAACCCUAUACAAUUUUCACCACAAGAAAAAGUUUCACUUAAAUUUAUCAAUGAACUUCAUAUUUAUGUUCGUCAAUUAUUAUGUGAAUUUUCUAAUUAUAAUUCUUGUUUGCCAAACAAAUUGGUUCUUUAUCGGGCUGGUGUUGAUGAUGGAUCAUCUGAAAAAAUACUUAACAAUGAAUUACCAGCUAUUCGACAAGCAUGUCAAGAAAUAUAUGGUCAUAAUUCAUUACCUAAAAUUUGUUUUAUUGUUGUUAAGAAUAAUCAUAAUACCUAUUUUUUUACUUUCAAUAAGCAAUCUAAUCAAGCAAAUAGUGUUCAACCAGGAACAGUUAUUGAUACGGAUAUUGUCUUACAAAAUGGUUUUCAUUUUUAUCUCAAUUCCAAUACGACUAAAAGUACAUCACAACCAACAUUUUAUGAAGUAUUAUAUAACGAUAUUGGCUUUACAUCAAAUGAUAUUCAACAAUUAACGUAUUAUUUAUGUCAUACUGACGUUGAAGAUACAGAUAUUACACCUGUGCCAGCACCAAUUCACUAUGCAACACGUGGUGUCAUAUGUGAUGAUGUGCACACGAAUGAAAGUGUUAAUAGACGAUUUGAUAGGAUUGUGAAAGAUCCUAUUUUUACAACAUAUUUAAAUUUGACAGUGCCUCCUUAUGGUUCACUUGACUUUACUGAUCCAAUACUUGAUCGAUUUUGUUCAAAAAUUUUACCUUAUAUUCAAAAUAAAAUUGAAUGGAUCGAUGUUGAACCAUUGUCAAUGGAGCGUAUUCUUCAUUCAAGGAUUUAUCCAAGAUUAUACGGCCUUGGUUUAAUUAAAUUUUCAUCCAAUAAAGCUCGAAAUCUAUUUACUGAUGGAAAUUUUUUCAUUCAAAACUUCAAAUAUCAAAUUUCAUCGCUUGUUGUUCGUAUUAAUAAAUGUGAAGAACCGAAAACAAUCAAAAAUACAAAUAUUUUCAUAUAUACACAAAUCUUGACUAAUUUCAUUAAUUUAAAAUCUUUAAAUUUCAAUCCAACUCCAGCUAUUGAAUAUUAUCGAUUAGCAUUUGGUGCAUCACCUCCAAAUAUUUCUUCAUCAAUUCUAUUACAUUUGCGUGUUGUCGUUGAAUCUUAUGAAGAUUGUCUCUAUUUACUUGAUGGUCGACUCCAUUGUCUUCAAACAUUUUAUGUUACCAUUAUUUGUUCAUCUAAUAGUCUUGCAUCUCCACUAAUCAAUAAUAGAAGAAUAAUUGGGCAUUUACAAAGUUUUGUGUUAAUUCUUAAAUCAGUGUUAUUGUCUUACAAUAAUUUUCUUAUUCCACUUUUACAUCGAAUGAUAAACUUAGAAGAACUUAAUUUAUGUUUUAUCAGUCAUAAUACAUCAAUUAUAGAUGGUAAUGAUUUAGAAAUGAAUAUUAUGAAUUAUAUGACUAAAUUAAAGAUAUUUAAAUUUAAUAUUCAUUCCAUAAUUCCUUUUAAUAAUCAAAUUAAUUUACCAUCAAAUGAAUAUAUUCAACAUACAUUUAAAAAUUUUAUAAAUAAAAAUCAAAUUAUUUCAUCAAUUGAUUCUUUUCCAAAAGCAAAUCAAUUUCAUUGUCAUAUUUAUUCAUGUCCAUAUAUAUGGUUGGAUUAUAAUAAUAUAACAAAUAAUUUUCGUGAUGGAUCAUUUGAAUCUGUUCGUAAACUCUCAUUAGUUGAUGAACGUCCUUUUGAACAUGAAUUUUUUCUUCGAAUUGCUAAAUCAUUUCCAUCUGUCCGAAGAUUACAUGUACAUAAUCGAGAACCACAAAAGAAUAAAAAUCAACAAUGGUCAAUUAUUGAAUAUCCUUAUCUUAUUGAACUUAAUCUUCUUCAAACUCAUGACAAUUAUGUCGAACAAUUUUUGAAUAAUAAUAAACUAUCUUUGGUAAAAAAUAUCUCUCUUCAUGUGGAUUAUAAUACUUUACAAAAAUUAACAGACAAUUUUACAAGUGAUACAACACGACUAAAUUGUUCCAAAAUGAAGUAUCUAACGUUAUAUAAUCAACCACAAAUUUGUUCUCCAAAUUUUAAAGACUAUUUUGCUCAUGCAGAACUCUGGUGA
This is a messenger RNA of Rotaria sordida, 4236 nucleotides long. NCBI's taxonomy places the organism in Eukaryota, Metazoa, Rotifera, Eurotatoria, Philodinida, Philodinidae. The record is from the annotation of a GenBank genome assembly.